CCAUUUAUUUCAAGUUUCAACUCACCGAUUGAAAUAACAAAACCCACCACCAGUUUCAGCUUCCCAUCAAAAUAUCAAUGGCAUCCAUUUCGAAACGGCUACUCCUCUUCACGGCGGCGCUACUCGCCACCGCCGAAAUCGCAACCUCCGUCACCCGAUGUCCGGACUGCGGUGGCGCUGUCGUCCCUUAUCCUCUGAGUACGAGCCCCACCUGUGGGGACCAAUCGUACAAGAUCCGGUGCGACGCAGGCUUACUGAAAUUCGAUACGCUUAACAACACGUACCCGAUCAUCUCAAUCAACCCGUCGAUCCAACGACUGGUGAUUCAGCCCUCAAAUUUCGUCCCCAACACGUGCGUGACAGCGGAUAUCGCCUACGACGGGAUCCAAUUGAACAGUAGUUUACCCUUCAACGUGACGAGCGGGAACACGAUCCUCUACUUCAAUUGUACGGAUUCGCUCCUACGCUCGCCGUUGAACUGCUCGUCGACGAGUCUGUGCCAUUCGUACAUCAAUGGGUCGAGAGGGGCGGCGGCGUGCGAGGCGCCGCCGCUGUGCUGUACGUUUCGGGCGGGUGGGUCGUCGAAUUCGUACAUGAUUCGGGUGAGGGAAUCGGGAUGUAGCGCGUACACGAGUUUUGUGAAUUUGGACCCGAGUUUGGGAGUGGUUCAGUGGCCUGAACCCGGUUUAGAGCUGCAGUGGCUUUUGCCGAGUGAGCCGGUUUGUAAUAACCAGGCCGAUUGUGAUGGGAACGCGGUUUGUGGUGCUGACGGCAAUGGAACGACGUUAAAACGCUGUAUUUGUAAUUCUGGGUUUGUGUGGGACCCCGUUGCUGGAAUCUGCUCUCAAAAUACGUGUCAUGAUCCUGAUGGUUGUAAUAAGCACCGAACUGCACUGAUAGCUGGCAUCGUAUCCGGCGUGGGCGCGGCGGUGAUCGUCUCAACAAUAGCGAUGCUAGUGUACAAUCGGCGUAGAAGAGCAAAAGAAGCUCAAGAUCGUUUAACAAAGGAGCGUGAAGCCAUUCUGAAUUCCAACGGCGGAGGCGGAAGAGCGGCAAAGAUCUUCACCGGCAAAGAGAUCAAGAGAGCCACCCACAACUUCUCCGCCGACCGUCUUCUGGGUGCCGGCGGCUAUGGCGAGGUCUAUAAAGGCAUUCUCGGGGACGGAACCACUGUGGCCGUGAAAUGUGCCAAGCUCGGAAACGCGAAGGGCACCGACCAAGUCUUGAAUGAGGUCCGAAUCCUCUGCCAAGUUAACCACCGGAGUCUUGUCCGGCUUCUUGGCUGCUGCGUCGAACUAGAGCAGCCAAUUUUGGUGUACGAAUAUAUCCCCAACGGCACUCUUCUCGACCAUUUACAAGGUACGAACAACACAAAGGCAUUAUCAUGGGAGGAACGGCUCCGAAUCGCGCAAGGCACAGCAGAAGGACUAGCAUACCUUCAUUUCUCAGCAGUUCCACCCAUUUACCACCGAGACGUAAAAUCCAGCAACAUCCUACUAGAUCACAAGCUAAUCCCAAAAGUUUCGGAUUUCGGUCUCUCCCGAUUAGCGGAAACCGAUCUAAGCCAUAUCUCAACUUGCGCCCAGGGAACUCUAGGCUACCUCGACCCCGAGUACUAUCGAAACUACCAACUGACUGACAAGAGCGAUGUGUACAGCUUUGGAGUCGUUCUGCUUGAGCUGUUGACAUCGCAGAAGGCCAUAGACUUCGGUCGGGAGGCGGACGAUGUCAACUUGGCGGUUUACGUGCAGCGACUGGUGGAAGAAGAGAGAUUGGUGGAUGCCAUUGAUCCGAGACUGAAGAAGGGAGCCAGUGAUGUGGAGGUUGAUACGAUGAAGGCUUUGGGGUUUCUUGCUGUGGGGUGCUUGGAACAGAGAAGGCAGAAUCGGCCUUCUAUGAAAGAAGUGGUGGAGGAGAUUCAGUACAUCAUUAGCGUCGCCAUUGCCAAGGCUUGAAUAUUAUUUACUUGCCUAUGUUUGUGUUAUGCAUCGCUUAGUUUGAGCUCUUUAAAUUUGAUGUAAAGGGUUUUUAGUAGGGGAAAUAAAACUUGGUGUAGCACUUCAAUUUCGAAUCAUAAUUUAGUAUGUGAUAAAUUACUUUUUUUUCCA
Benincasa hispida (wax gourd) is the source of this 2108-nucleotide messenger RNA. Its product is annotated as wall-associated receptor kinase-like 20. The record is from RefSeq and is a predicted model, not a curated record. NCBI's taxonomy places the organism in Eukaryota, Viridiplantae, Streptophyta, Magnoliopsida, Cucurbitales, Cucurbitaceae. Gene Ontology annotation, biological process: protein phosphorylation. Gene Ontology annotation, molecular function: ATP binding; protein kinase activity.